Messenger RNA from Yarrowia lipolytica CLIB122, 735 nucleotides. RefSeq lists its product as uncharacterized. The record is from RefSeq and is a predicted model, not a curated record. Gene Ontology annotation, cellular component: transcription factor TFIIF complex; SWI/SNF complex; Ino80 complex. NCBI's taxonomy places the organism in Eukaryota, Fungi, Ascomycota, Dipodascomycetes, Dipodascales. Gene Ontology annotation, molecular function: histone binding. Gene Ontology annotation, biological process: regulation of transcription by RNA polymerase II; chromatin remodeling.
AUGGCGCCCCCUACAGUCCAACGACAAAUAAAAAUCACAACCACCCAGGAGGUGCUAGACGACGUGCCUCCGCAGCAGGAAGGAUUUCCCAUGCGAAAGUGGGCCAUCGAGAUCUCGAUGCUCAACGACAAAGGUGAGGAGGUGCCCGCCACGAUGUUCGAUGAGGUUAUCUACCAGCUGCACCCCACGUUCGUCAACCCCAACCGAACGUUCAAGAAGCCUCCGUUUCGAAUCGAGGAGCAAGGAUGGGGAGAGUUCGAUCUCAAGAUUGUGUUCGUGCCAGCUGACAAGGGCCCCAAGCAGUCGGUCACUCACGACCUCAACUUCCAAAAGUCCAAGUACGAGGUGAUUCACAACCUAAAGUUCCCUACCAAUCGGCCUGGUCUGGCCAAGCUGUUGGCCGAAACGGGCCCCGUGCCUGGAUACUCUGCGCAGGCGGCCUCUCCGGCACCAGACAAGCGACGGGCCGAGGAGGACGACUCCAAGCUCAAGAAGAAGAGCAAAGUGCUGGAAAAGUCCAGCGUGGACCUGGAGCGGCUUGCUGCCGGCCUCCAGAGACUCAAGGAGGACGAUCUCAUCCGAGUGCUGCAGAUGGUCACGGACAACAAGACUUCUGACAUGGCCAUCAACAACAACGUCGACGAGGGUGAAUUCCACAUGGACCUGUUCACCUUCCCCGACAAUCUGCUCAAGAGUCUGUGGGAUUUCACAAAGCGACGAUUCCCCGAUGUUUAA